Molecule: messenger RNA, 2235 nt
Organism: Funneliformis mosseae
Lineage: Eukaryota; Fungi; Glomeromycota; Glomeromycetes; Glomerales; Glomeraceae
Source: the annotation of a GenBank genome assembly
AUGUUAAAAUUAAUUAGUAAGAAUACAAAAUCUAUACCAUUCAAUAUCACAUUAAUAACCAAAUGGUUAACAGCUUUUCCAACACGGGUAACAAUAGCGCCUAUAAUAACAUCAAGAAAUAUAACCACCCUUAAGAAACACUCAACGAUACCUUCGACUCAAACUCUAUUAAGAAAUAUCCGAAAUUCCAAUUCAGAUUCAUCAAAUGUAUCAUACUAUUCCACAACAAAUUCUACUAUACUGUCAAGAGGAGGGAGAGAGAAUGAUAGAAAUAUAAGUAAUUCAUUAGAAGUGAUAAUAAUAGAGUUUAGGAAAGCAAUUAAAGAAGGAGAUGUUGAUAAACUUAUAUCGAAUUAUCAUGCGUUAAAAGAACGAGAAAGAGAACAAGGAGAACAUCGAUAUCAGCAACACUUACAGCAAAAUUAUUUGACAAAAUCACAUUAUCAAGCGGCAAUCAAUAUUUUAUUUCGCUUCACAAAUACUUUUUCACGAGAAGUGACUUUAUCACUUAAACCUCCAUCAAAGUCAUCAACAAUAGUUUCAAUGAUGGAUUCAUUAUUCAACGAUAUGAAAGAAUUGGGGUAUAAACCAGAUACAUCAAUCUAUAAUAUAUUGAUAAAUAUAAGCGCACGUAAUGGAAAUACAAAAGAAUCAAUAAGGAUUUAUGACAUGAUGUUAAAAGAUAAAGUAAAGUGUACACAAUAUACAUUUAAUUCAUUAAUCUCAUCAUAUCAACGAUCAUUGGAUAUUAAAGGUGCAUUAAAAAUAUUAGAAGAAAUGAAAUUGUAUGGAAUCCAACCGAAUACCAUAACAUUUAAUUCUUUAAUUGAUUUAUACGUUAAAUUAGGGGAUAUUACACAAGCCGAGCAUCUCUAUCAAGAAAUGAAGUUUACAGAUGGAAUGUUAAUCGAUAGAUUUACUUUUGAUUGUUUAUUAAAUGGAUAUUUAACUUAUGGAUUUAUUGAUAAAGCAAAAGAUUUAUUUAAAGAUAUUACGAACAGUGGGAUAGAAUUAGAUAUUUGCCUUUACACGAAAUUAUUAAAGAUUUAUUGUUAUGAAGAUGGAAAUUCUCAAAAGGUGUUAAGCUUAUAUGAUACAACUGAACUUCUUCAACAACAACCAAAACAAAAAGAAAGUAAUAUCGAAUUUAAUCAUUUUAUAAAUAUUUUACUUAAUUAUUUAGUCAAGGAGAAAGAGUAUUCUCAUACGUUAAGAAUAUGUGAGGAAUUAAUGAAUUAUGAUGAUACGGUUACCUUAGCCAUUAUUAUCCCAACUUAUUAUCAUACUGGAAACAUUGUUUCUGCUUAUAAAUUAUUUAAAGAAAAGUUCAUUACUAGUGCAAAAUAUCAAAAAUUAUUUUCUUCAUUAUUUUCAAAUUUAGGUAAAGACCAUUCAAAACAUUUUUUAAAUAAUUUCAUUUCUUACUCAAAAGAAUCAUCAUCUCCUUCAAGUGAACCACUUCCAAUAAGUGAACUGUACAAUUCAUUGAUAGCUCAUUUCUUAAAUCAAGAUGAUAUAACCUAUGCGUUAGAAUUAUAUUCACAUCUUUUGCAACAAGAUCAGCGUGGCUAUACAAUUUUAAUAGAUUCUUUUUCAAAAAUCAAUUAUAUGUCAGAAGCUCAACGAAUAUUUGUUGAUAUGAAAAGAAAUGGUAUAGAACCAAAUUCUUAUACAUAUUCUUCAUUAAUUAAAGGAUUAGGAGAAAUUUAUGAUAUACGAGGGGUAGAAACGAUUCAUAAAUUAAUUCGAAUGGAUUUAAAUCUUGACCAAGUAGAUAUUAUAAUUUAUAAUUCUUUAAUGGAUGCUUAUAAUAGGUGCGGUUAUGGUUAUAAUGUUUUACAAUUAUGGGAUUCUUUGUUAAUACCUUCAAAAGAUAGCGAUUUAUCAUUAAUCAAUAAUACUACAGUAUCGAUCGUAUUGGAUUCAUGUGGGUUUAAUAGACAAUUAAUUAGAUUAAAUCAAAUUUGGUAUUAUCUAAAAGAGAAGAAGUUUAAUUUAAAUCAAAAUAAUUAUACUUCUUAUAUUGAAGCUUUAGCUAGAAAUCAGAAAUUUAAUGAAGCAAAACAUGUUUUGAUGUUUGAAAUGAUUAAUGAUGGUAUUGUACCUAAUUUUAAACCUAUUAGAACUUUAUUAAAUUUCUUGCAUGAUCAUUCUAGGGGUAGAGAUCAAUUUGAAAUCAUUAAUUGGGUUAAAAUUAAUUUUCCUGAUUUAGCUAAAGAAUUAAAACUUAGUUAA